GCCGGGCGCUCGCCAAACUGGGCAGGAGGAAGAGGAGGAGGAGGAGGAGAAAGAAGAGAAGGAGGAGCCGGUUGAGGCGCUGCUGCGAUUUGCUGGCUUCCCAUCUCUACAAUGGACCACGCCCUACGGUGAGGUUGGGCAGGGCUGGGCGGAGAGUGAGAGAGAGAGGAGAGAGAAAACUCGCUCCCUGGCUGGCAUCGGAGGCUGGAGCGCGCGAGGAGGGUCUGGGGGCUGCGCCGGGGCUCUCAUGCGUCGGGCUGGGAAAUAAACCCUGCGAUGAGCUGCUCGCCCCUGCCCGGCUGGACCAGGUGUUGUUGCCGCUGCCAGCUUCCUCUCUCUUCCUCCUUCUCCUCCUCCUCCCAUUCCUCCGGAGCAUCCUCGCCGCUGAUGCCUCCUCGGUGCCCGCGGAGCUGAUGCCCAUCUCCCCUGGGGAGGCGAUGACCUGACGGAGGAUGUGAUUCCCUCGCCCUGCCUUUCCUUCCUUCUCCAGCUCUCCCCCCCUCUCUCCUCCCUUGCCCUGCCCUGCUGGGGAGGGGGGAGCCCUCCCCUCUCCCUCCCCCCCCAGAAAAUCGGAGGGUGGGCGCAGACCAUGGCCUUUGGCUCCCCGCGGCUGCUGUUCCUGCGCACCCCUUGCUCACCUCUGAGGACCAGGGCAGAAGAAGGAGGAGGAGGAGAGGAAGAUGGGACUAAAAUCCAGGAAGGCGGCGGCGGCGGCAGCAGCAGGAGCAUCGCCGCCGCUACCACCUCCAGGGGCUGAUGGUGGUGGCAGCGGCGGCCACGUCGGGGACGAGAAGAAAGUGGGGCUGGCCGCUGGGGACCUGGAGCAGGGCGCUCUGGCUCUGGGCACCGGGGCAGACAAAGAUGGGACCCUCCUGCUGGAAGGGGCGGGCAAGGAAGACGGUGGCAAGAGGUCCGCGCAAGGGAUUGGGCUGCUGGCCAAGACGCCGCUCAGCCGACCCGUCAAGAGGAACAACGUGAAAUACAGGCGGAUGCAAACUUUGAUCUACGACGCCCUGGAGAGGCCGAGGGGCUGGGCGCUGCUCUAUCACGCCUUCGUGUUUCUGAUAGUUCUGGGUUGCUUGAUUUUAGCUGUUCUGACAACAUUCAAGGAAUACGAAACUGUUUCAGGAAACUGGCUUCUGCUGUUGGAAACCUUUGCCAUUUUCAUCUUUGGAGCAGAGUUUGCCUUAAGGAUCUGGGCUGCCGGCUGCUGCUGUCGGUACAAAGGAUGGCGAGGGAGGUUAAAGUUUGCCCGGAAACCUUUGUGUAUGUUGGAUAUCUUUGUACUGAUCGCCUCUGUGCCGGUAGUGGCUGUUGGCAACCAGGGCAACGUCCUGGCCACGUCGCUGAGAAGCCUCCGUUUCCUUCAGAUCCUGCGAAUGUUGCGGAUGGACAGGAGAGGAGGAACCUGGAAGCUCCUGGGCUCCGCCAUUUGUGCACACAGCAAAGAACUCAUCACUGCCUGGUACAUCGGGUUCCUGACCCUUAUCCUCUCCUCAUUCCUGGUUUACCUGGUGGAGAAAGAUGUGCCUGAAAAAAACGAGGAAGGGAAGGAAAAAAGGGAGUUUGAAACCUAUGCCGAUGCCCUUUGGUGGGGACUGAUUACGCUAGCAACCAUCGGCUAUGGCGACAAGACGCCCAAAACAUGGGAGGGACGCCUCAUAGCAGCAACAUUCUCUCUUGUUGGCGUUUCCUUCUUCGCUCUUCCAGCUGGCAUUUUGGGUUCAGGACUCGCUCUGAAAGUGCAGGAGCAACACCGCCAGAAACAUUUUGAGAAAAGAAGAAAGCCUGCAGCGGAACUCAUACAGGCUGCCUGGAGGUACUAUGCUACUAAUCCCAAUAGGCUGGACCUCGUUGCCACUUGGAGGUUUUAUGAAUCAAUUGUGUCAUUCCCGUAUUUCAGGAAAGAGCCAGUGGAUGGGACCAGUAAUGUCAUGUUUAGUAGGGAGGCUUUCUUUGGAUCAAGCGUCACCAGAAAACUUAGCCAAAAGCUGGGUCUCUUGGAUCGGGUUCGUGGUACCAAUACUAAAGGAAAGCUAUUUACCCCUCUGAAUGUAGAUGCAAUUGAAGAAAGUCCUUCUAAAGAACCUAAGACUGUUGCCUUGAAUAAUAGGGAGCGUUUUCGCACUGCAUUCCGAAUGAAAGCUUAUGCAUUCUGGCAAAGUUCCGAAGAUGCUGGAACUGGGGAUCCUCUGGCAGAAGACAGAGGGUACAGCAAUGAACUCCUCAUUGAAGACAUGAUCCCCACGCUGAAAGUGGUCAUCCGAGCUGUCAGAAUACUACAGUUCCGCCUCUAUAAGAAGCGAUUCAAGGAGACCUUGAGGCCUUAUGAUGUAAAGGAUGUGAUAGAGCAAUAUUCAGCAGGACACCUUGACAUGCUUACCAGGAUCAAAUACCUUCAAGCGAGAAUAGAUAUGAUUUUUGCACCUGGACCUCCGUCCACUCCCAAGCAUAAGAAAUCCCAGAAAGGAGGCGCCUUCCCUUACCCUUCGCAGCAGUCUCCAAGGAAUGAUCCGUAUGUAGCCAAAGCAUCGACAGUAGAUCCUGAAGACCAAAGUAUGAUGGGCAAAUUUGUCAGAGUUGAAAGACAGGUCCAUGACAUGGGGAAGAAAUUGGAAUUUUUGGUCGAUAUGCACAUGCAGCAUAUGGAGCAUCUCCAAGUCCAAGUGUGCCCUUCAAAAGAAACUGUGUCCCCAGCAGAGGAUAACAGAUAUUCUGAACUGAAGUCCAUCAUUUACAAAUAUUCUGAGCCUUCUAUUCAUGAAAUGCCUCCGAGUUUCCACCAUGUACCGGUGAACAAAGUCCCCCCUUUUGGCUUCUCGACGCAGGGCUGCGACGUCGGCCCGCUCUCGUUGCCGUUGGGCGGUCAGAACUCCGGUAGGUGGCAGGCUAUGCCGUUCUCAACUUCGUACGCUGAAAGGCCGACAGUUUUGCCUAUACUCACCUUCAUUGACCCCCACGUUUCCUACCGUUCCCCACCAGGAGACCUCCAGAGCCCCCACUCAGACAGAAUCUCUUCCAGGCAGAAACAUAGCCUGACGAGAGACAGCGACACUCCCUUAUCCCUCCUCUCUGUCAACCACGAGGAACUUGAACGAUCGCCAAGCGGGUUCAGCAUCUCCCAAGACAAGGAUGACUUCCUUUUCGGGUCGAACGGGGGCUCAAGCUGGAUGAAGGAGAAGCGCUACUUGGCCGAGGGCGAAACGGACACGGAUACUGACCCUUUUACCCCAAGUGGUUCCAUGCCUCUUUCUUCGACAGGGGAGGGCUUCUCUGAUUCAGUAUGGACUCCGAGCAAGCCAGUUUAAAAAUUAUCCAGUGGGGGUGGGUUGGGGGUGGGGUUGGAGUCACUGGCUGGCUUCUUCUCAUAAUGUAAACAUAAACUUUGUAUAUCUCACUAUACACACCCAAAGCUUCCUAGCUCAUAAACCAACACACACACACACACACACACAAAUUUCACCAAUGGCUGCAAUGCAUGCUGGUAUUAGUGGUAGUCAUCCUGCACCAUUUCAUACGGUCGGCUUAAUGCGGUUUUCUUCAUGCUGCCAAAACUAAGCGGUUUAGUUUUGAGCAAUGGUUGUGCAUGACUUUACACUAUAAAUGGUACAGAUAAUUUCUUCUGUGAUUUUAAAUAACAAAAAAACAAAAACAACCCAUAGCAAAAAUGGAUGUUCUUCGGUAUACCGAGGGCCGGGUCAACUCUGGGCACAAAAAGAUAUCCUAACAGUGGCACAUGCUACAUUUGUGUAAGCAGAGCAAAACCAAACACUAGGUUACAGAGCAAUGCCCUUUUCAAUAUAUAUAUAUGUGUGUAUGUCUGUGGAAUAUUCCACCCUCCCAUCCUGUCUUUCUGUACGUCGGUUUUCCAGUUUGCCGGCAUCACUGCAAUUCAUUCUGUUCAUCCAAAUUUCCUUUGCUAUAUCCCUUUUUCAAAAAGGAACCCUGAGGGUAUUUUAGUCCAAACCUGUCCAAAAUAGGAAUCAGAGCUAAAGAAUACCUGACGGAUGUUUACCCAACCUUUGCUUAAAAACCUCAAAUGAAGGAGAUCCUAGCAACUUCUGAAGGAGUCCAUUUUGCUGUGGAACAGCUCUUACUGCCCCUUUUGAUAACUGAACAUUCUUCAUGCCCCUUCUGGUAAUAGAAGUUUUA
Molecule: messenger RNA, 4152 nt
Organism: Podarcis raffonei (Aeolian wall lizard)
Lineage: Eukaryota; Metazoa; Chordata; Lepidosauria; Squamata; Lacertidae
Gene: KCNQ3
Product: potassium voltage-gated channel subfamily Q member 3
Exons: 16
Coding region: 681-3308 (875 amino acids)
Biological process (GO): transmembrane transport; potassium ion transport
Cellular component (GO): membrane
Molecular function (GO): voltage-gated potassium channel activity
Source: RefSeq, a predicted model, not a curated record